AUGCGAGCGAUGUGGGACUUGCCAGGCGUGAGAACGGUGUGGGAGCGGAGGCGAGAAGCAUCGGGGAAGGUUCCGUUCGAGAUGAAGCGGGUCGGCGACAAGCUCGUGCCUUACAUCGGCCUUGAAGAGCUCCAGGGAAUCACGCUCAUUCUCCUGCGGCGCCACUUCAGCGGGCGGGGCAAGCGGUUGUGGCCGACAGGCAUGGCGGGCAGCGAGGGCGACGCGGUGCUGGCGGUGUGCGCGGUAGCGCGCGUGGAGAGCGCGUGGCAGCCGCUGGCGUACCGCUUCGAGCCCCGUCUUGGGGAGGCCAGCACUGGACUCAUGCAGGUGCUGCAGUCGUCAGCGGAGUGGCUAGCAAGGGACAUGGGGUACCGCGCCUACACCAUUGACUGGUCCUCCUCCAUGCUCUACCGCCCCUUCGAGGCCAUGUACUAUGGCAUGGCGUACCUCGCAUGGCUCACUACCACGCGCAGUGAGGAAUACGUAGUGCGUGCAUACAACGGCGGGCCGGGCGGAUGGGAGAAGCCAUCCACAGCGAGGCACUGGGGCAAGUACCUGCAGGCGAAAGAGUUCACGGCACCAGUCGCUCGGCUGGCAAUCAACGGUUUCUUCUUCGCCGAUCUGUUUGUGUGGCAGGAGAUAUUGCGGAUGCCACGUGGCGCAUCUGCCCCAUCCGUUCUGCCCACGUCAGCAGCACCAUCUCAGCCGCCAGCCAGAUCCCCCUUCCCGUCCACACCACAAUCCACACAUCCAUCGCACAAUCCCGGCACAACUCCCAACCCUGCUCAACCUGCCAAUCCCGCCUGGUCUGCUGCACCCACGUCCGCCCCAGGGGGACGCUUCUUGGGCAAUCUAGCCGCUGUCAAUCGCCCCCAAGCACCCAACCCAGCCGUCCCACACACCCCAUUUGCACCAGCAGCCCAACAAGCACCCUUCCAGUCAACCCAGCAAGCACCCUAUGCAUCAGCCCCGCCUGCUGCCGUCCCCUCAGCCUCACAAAACGCCUUCCCCUCCACCUCACAAGGCACCUCCCCACAGGCGCCCUCUCCCUCUGUCAGGGACCCAUCUGGUCCUGCGUGGGCCCCACCUCCUGUGCCACCCACAGCAACUGUUCAACCCGCCUACCCCUCUGCUCCACAACCUCCCUACCCCUCCGCCCCACAACCUUCUUAUCCAUCUGCCUCGCAACCUUCUUAUCCCUCUCCCUCCCAUCCUCCGUUUCCCUUCACCCCCCAACCUUCCUAUCCCUCUCCCUCCCAACCCCCCUACCCUUCUUCCUCGCAACCAGCCUAUCCUUCUGCCCCCCAACCUUCCUAUUCCUCUCCCUCCCAACCGCCCUAUCCCUCUGCCCCCUUAACUUCCUAUUCCUCUCCCUCCCAACCUGCUUAUCCCUCUCCCUCCCAACCUCCCUAUCCCUCUCCUUCUCAACCCCUCUACCCUACUCUCCCACAACCUUCUUUUCCCUCUGUCCCACAACCCCUCUACCCGUCCGUCCCCCAACCCCCCUAUCCCUCUGCGCCUGAACCUCUCUAUCCAUCCAUCUCGCAACCGCCUUACCCCUCUCUCAAUGAGUCAACACCGCCAACACAACAACCCCCCUUCAGUGUGAACCCGCCACCUGAUGCAGCACCAUCGCCCUCACAAGCACCCACUCCCUCCAGCAUUGACAACCCCCCUCGUGCUGCGGCGCCUGUGACUGAGUCUGCUCCCAAGGGUCGCUUCCUGGGGAAUUUGGGGGUGCUCAGACCGCAAAAGUGA
Messenger RNA from Closterium sp. Naga37s-1, 1758 nucleotides. Lineage: Eukaryota; Viridiplantae; Streptophyta; Zygnematophyceae; Desmidiales; Closteriaceae. The record is from the annotation of a GenBank genome assembly.